AUGGCAAUUUCGGUCGCUGACGAGAUUCUUGGUAUUGCGGGACACCUUCCUCGAAACAAUGAGAAGAACAAUAAUGAGAAGCAGACCAGUUCCGGCGUUAAUGCCAUGACUGCCACCAAAGUUUUUGAGUGGGUGUCGCACAUAUCGGAUGCGGUCCAGAACCGCUAG
Molecule: messenger RNA, 168 nt
Organism: Parastagonospora nodorum SN15
Lineage: Eukaryota; Fungi; Ascomycota; Dothideomycetes; Pleosporales; Phaeosphaeriaceae
Exons: 2
Coding region: 1-168 (55 amino acids)
Source: RefSeq, a predicted model, not a curated record